GCCUGAUCAAGUCAAGCGUCUCGAAGCCAUUGUUACUGAUUUCGAGUGACAUGGCGCGCAGUGCCUCCUGCUUCCAGUUGGUCGUCGCCGUCGCGGCGUGCCUCGCCGCGGCGGCCGGGGCGGAUUCGGGCAGUGGCACGGCCACGUUCUACGGCGGGAGCGACGCCUCCGGCACGAUGGGCGGCGCGUGCGGGUACGGCAACCUGUACUCGACGGGGUACGGGACGAACACGGCGGCGCUGAGCUCGGAGCUGUUCAACGACGGCGCGGCAUGCGGGCAGUGCUACCAGAUCAAGUGCGAGAAGGAAAACUCGAAAUGGUGCAAGGAGGGCACGUCGGUGACCAUCACGGCGACCAACCUCUGCCCCGCGGACUACUCGAAGCCGAGCGACAACGGCGGCUGGUGCAACCCGCCGCGCCAGCACUUCGACAUGGCUCAGCCCGCCUGGGAGCAGAUCGGCGUCUACCAAGGCGGCAUCGUCCCGGUCACAUUCCAGAGGGUGUCGUGCUCGAGGAAAGGAGGGGUGCGGUUCACCAUCAACGGCAACAGCUACUUCGAGCUGGUGCUCAUCACCAACGUGGGCGGGGCGGGGUCGAUCAAGUCGGUGCAGAUCAAGGGCAGCAAGACGGGGUGGGUCACCAUGUCCAGGAACUGGGGCGCCAACUGGCAGUCCAACAACUACCUCAACGGCCAGGCCAUCUCCUUCAUGGUCACCGACACCUACGGCACCACGCUUACCUUCGACGAGGUCGCGCCGUCCGACUGGCAGUUCGGCCAGACCUUCACCAGCGGCACGCAGUUCUACUAGCUAGUAGCUAGCGCGCGGCGGCGCAUGAGCCGCCGCCGCCGCCGCGCGCUGGCCACACGGCGAGCGGCCGCCAUUUCCGAUCCGUUCAUUUUUGCAUUUGGAAAACUUGUUAAAAAAGACCAGCUUAUUUAGCAUCAUUCUGAUUGGG
Molecule: messenger RNA, 957 nt
Organism: Oryza brachyantha (malo sina)
Lineage: Eukaryota; Viridiplantae; Streptophyta; Magnoliopsida; Poales; Poaceae
Product: expansin-A12
Exons: 3
Coding region: 51-809 (252 amino acids)
Biological process (GO): plant-type cell wall organization
Cellular component (GO): extracellular region
Source: RefSeq, a predicted model, not a curated record